Messenger RNA from Anolis sagrei ordinatus, 8903 nucleotides. RefSeq names its product host cell factor C2 (gene HCFC2). The record is from RefSeq and is a predicted model, not a curated record. Gene Ontology annotation, biological process: chromatin remodeling; regulation of DNA-templated transcription. Gene Ontology annotation, molecular function: transcription coactivator activity; protein binding. Lineage: Eukaryota; Metazoa; Chordata; Lepidosauria; Squamata; Anolidae. Gene Ontology annotation, cellular component: histone methyltransferase complex.
GCGGCGGUGCAUUGUGGGAGCGGCGUUCUAAGAUGGCGGCGGACGCCGCUGCCCUGAACUGGAGGCGAGUGUCCUCCUUCACGGGGCCGGUGCCUCGUUCCCGCCACGGGCACCGCGCCGCCGCCAUCCGCGAGCUGAUCAUCAUCUUCGGAGGCGGCAACGAGGGUAUCGCCGACGAGCUUCACGUCUACAACACCGCUACAAACCAGUGGUUUCUUCCUGCUGUUAGAGGUGAUAUCCCACCAGGCUGUGCAGCCCAUGGAUUUGUUUGUGAUGGUACCAGAAUUCUAGUAUUUGGAGGAAUGGUUGAAUAUGGAAGAUACAGUAAUGAUUUAUAUGAAUUACAGGCAAGUCGAUGGCUGUGGAAGAAAAUGAAACCUCAACACCCAUCAACAAGCUUGCCACCUUGUCCUCGCCUCGGCCACAGCUUUUCUUUGUAUGGUAACAAGUGUUACUUAUUUGGAGGACUGGCAAAUGAAAGUGAAGACUCUAAUAACAACAUUCCCAGGUAUUUAAAUGAUUUCUAUGAAUUGGAGCUCCAGCAUGGUUCAGGAGUCACAGGCUGGAGUAUUCCAGUAACCAAAGGUGUUUUGCCUUCACCCAGAGAAUCUCAUACAGCCGUUAUAUACUGUAGGAAAGACUCUGGAAAUGCAAAGAUGUUUAUCUUUGGAGGGAUGUCUGGCUGUCGACUUAAUGACCUUUGGGAGCUUGACAUAGAAUCAAUGACUUGGUCGAAAUUAGAAUCUAAAGGGACAGUUCCACUUCCUCGUAGUCUCCAUACAGCCAGUGUAAUAGGAAACAAAAUGUAUGUUUUUGGUGGAUGGGUUCCACAGAACAUAGAUGAAAACUUGUCUUCUCAAGAUGGAGAAUGGAAAUGUACUGGUUCGUUUUCUUACUUAAACUUAGAUACUAAGGAAUGGAUAGGUCUAAUCUCAGAUUGCCAAGAAGACAAAAAUAACUUGUUGCCUGGCCCAAGAGCUGGUCAUUGUGCUGUUGUAGUUGGCACUCGCUUGUAUAUAUGGAGUGGCAGAGAUGGCUAUCGGAAAGCUUGGAACAAUCAAGUUUGUUGCAAAGAUCUUUGGUAUCUUGAUACAGAGAAACCACCAGCACCCUCACAGGUACAGCUAAUCAGAGCAACUACUAAUUCAUUUCAAGUCAAGUGGGAUGAAGUACCUACUGUGGAGGGGUAUCUUCUUCAGUUGAGUUUGGACGUUCCAACACCUGUGGCUGAAAUGCCCAUUACUGUGGUUCCUGAGGCAUCUUCAGGAAUCAAGUUGGAUCUUCAUAGCCAAACUCCCAAUAAAGCUCCAAACAAUGUACAAAUUUCUAUUUCAGAGAGUAAAGGAAAGGUUCUGGAACCUGACAACGCAAAGAAAAAUAAUUCCGUUUCCAAAGAGCCUGGUGCCUCUUUACGUUUACCUGGUAGCACUUUAGUAAAUGUGACUGAAUUACUUGACUUUGACUCAAGAUCUCAAAAACUGGACACUUCAGUAUCCGGUAUUGCCUCUACUGCACAAAAUGUGGCAUCCCAGCAGGCUGUUAAAACUGAGUCAUCAAGUACAAAUGGGGCAGCUUUAAAAGAUGAAACGUCAUUAACAGCAGCCUCUUCAAAACCUGAAGCUAAAGAGCCUACUAUGUCCUCAACUAGAGACACUUCUAUUAGUUCAGCUCUACAAUUGCCUAAAACAUCGCCACCCAAGCCGAAUGCAAGGGUGAGAACACAGGAACGAAGGUGGCACGAUGUUGGUAUUUUUCAAAGCAACACUGGUUUAGUGAAUCAAUUUUAUUUACUAACAGAAGAAAAGGCCUUUAUUUCUGGCAAGGGAGACAAUGCAGAUGUUCCCAAUGACACUUUACUUAAGAAACAGGAUCUUACUCCUGGCACUUUAUACAGGUUCAGAGUUGCUGCAAUCAAUGGCUGUGGCGUAGGGCCAUUCAGUAAAGUCAGUGAAUUCAAAACCUGCAUCCCUGGAUUUCCUGGCGCGCCUUCCAUUGUCAAAAUUAGCAAGAGUGCUGAUUGUAUUCACCUUUCAUGGGAGCCUCCUGUUUCGCCUUCAGGAAAUAUCCUGGAAUAUUCCGCCUACUUGGCUAUAAGAACCACCCAGCUCCAUGAGAAUCCUAGUCAGCUUAUGUUUAUGAAAAUCUAUUGUGGCCUUAAGACCUCAUGUACAGUGACUGCUGCGCAGCUUGCAAAUGCCCAUGUCGAUCACACAUCCAAACCUGCCAUUGUGUUCCGGAUCUCAGCCAAAAACGAGAGGGGAUAUGGACCAGCCACACAAGUUCGGUGGCUUCAAGAAACGAAAACGUCAGGUUCAAAAUAGAAGCAUCAUGUUGUUACAGCAAGUUGUGGAGUAGCAAUUAGAACUCACAAAAUCUUCCAAACAUUUUGUUUUAAAAUGUCUUAACUUCACAGUAUGAGUGCCAUGCAAGUGUGCAGAACUGGGCCCAUAGAGAUUGUAUUUUUAUACUAUUCUAUCCAGUGUGGUCUCAGUGUGGAGUCCUUGGCUCAUAUCAAAAAGGUUAUGUAUGCAUUUGAUUUUUUGGAGCGUCUUCCUUCCAGCCACCGACAUCCGUACCCAUCCCAGCCACCAACACAUUAGCUUCCAGCUCAUAGCAGCGUGCCAUAGCUCAGUGAGCAAAAGCUUGGCAUUGAAAGGUCCCAGGUUCAAUCCCUGAUGCAUCUUCAAUUACAACUUGAAAAGACCCUGGACGGAACUUUGGAGGGUCACUGUCAGUCAGAACAGACAACAUUGAGCUAGAUUACGAUUUGGCUCACUGUAAUGUUCGUAGAUGUAAAUGUUCAAUUGCAUUUUUAAAACUUCACUAUUUUGGAUGAAAAGUAUUAGAAGAAGAUGGGGUAGGAAUGACAGAUAUGAACUCAUGCUAAUUUUCUCCUUAAACAGCUCUAAAUGAAAACUGACAAGUUUUAAACCUUAUUGAGGGCUGCUUGAGGAUCCGUUGGAAGGAAGAGUUCCCAAGAAUGUUCAUCACAGUAAUUGCCUAUUUAUGUUUUCUGUUGGUAGAUCUGAUCAUAAUUUACAAUUGUAUCUAUUUCAGCUACAUGUGAUGUGUCUCCCUUCCUUCCCACACCCAGAUUAUUAGAGGGUUGUGUCCAAUAUACAGCUUGCCGCCAGGGUGUGCAUUCCAAAUAUCCCAUACCAGAAAAGUGGUGCGGAAAACAGGAAGUGUUUGUGCGUAUUUACAUAAGUGUAUACUGAUUAAUCUGGCAAGGUAUAUUGACAUAUGGGCCCCCUGGUGGCACAGCAGGUUAAACAGCUGAGCUGCUGAACUUGCUAACCGAAAAGUUGGCGGUUCAAAUCCAGGUGAGCUCCCACUGUUAGCUCCAGCUUCUGCCAACCUAGCAGUUUGAAAACAAGCAAAUGUGAGUAGAUCAAUAAGUACCACUUCGGCAGGAAGGUAACGGCACUCCAUGUAGUCAUGCUGGGCACAUGACCUUGGAGAUGUCUAUAGACAUCGCCAGUUUCUGGCUUAGAAAUGGAGAUGAACAUCACCGCCCCCGCCGCCCGAGUCAGACACAACUAGGGGCGGGGGGAAACUUUUACCUUUAUUAUCUUGACAUGUAUAUUUCUUGGAGUACUGUUGUUUCCUAAAAAACUGUUUUCAAAUUUACCGGUGGGAGUGAUAUGCAGCAGGUGAAAACAAUUGUAAGGGCAAACUCUCUGCAUAACUCAGCACUGGUUUCUGCACUGACCCUGUGCUUUUCUGCACUGCUUAUUUUUCCCAGACAGGAACUAAAGAAUGAUGCUUACUUACAGUGAUGGUUAGCUAAGGGAUGAGCAACUUCUUUCACAAAAAGGCUGCAUUUAAUCAGUUGUGGACACUAGGGUUAGCCUGUCAUGCCUCUCCAUUUGAGACUCCAGUCCUGUAGGAACUGAGUUGAGAAUAGGCUCCUUUGAAUUUGAUGGGAAUUCCUUCUGAAUAGACAUACACAGAAUCAUUCAACUAAGGCCUUUCUAGGUGGAACACAUGCAACCGUAUUGCUAGAUAGCAAGCUGUUCAACAGCGGAAUGUGCUACCUCUGAGUAUGGUGAAGUCGCUUUCUCUGUAGGUUUUCAAAAAGGGUGGAUGGUCAUCUGCCAGGAGUAAUUUGAUUGAGUGUUCCUGCAUGGCAGCAUGGGGUUGGUCUGGAUGGCCCUUGGGAUGUCUUCCAAUUCUGUGAUUCUGAUUCUUAAUCCUCAUAGACUAAGUUCACAUGGCCAGUGGUGACUAAUGGUGGUAGUUGUGAUCCAGCGCUGAGGGUCACAUGGCUUCCAUCCUUGCUGUUGACUUAGCUGUAUAUUACAGCCGAACUUCUCAUAUUUUACAAUGCAGGUAGAGGCAAUGUGAUACCAGAGGCAAGUCUUCCAACAAACUCUUAACUAGACAUCACAUGAGAAAUAGGUGCAAUCCUCAAGUCUCCCAAGAUGUGCCAAAUGCAGACUGAAAGAUCAUAAACGUGCAGGAAUUGCUCAUCCCUGUCUUGAUCUAUAUGUAGGUUUGUCAGUGUUUUUUCUGGUUCAUAUUUCAUAUCCAUGCUACUUUAUUGUGAGGUGAAUAUUUUCAUUUAUAGUAACUUAAAAUGUAUAGAAUAUUUUAAUAUAUUCCUUUUUGUAAAGAUUUUUCUAGUGUUUGUAAACACGUAAUCUUUGAAAGUGUCCCAAUGAUAUGCAACUUGUUAAAUUAGUCUCUCCUAUUCUGAAAAGCAAAGUCAGUGUAAAUGCACUACUAUUACUGUUUCUCGUGGGCAUAGAAAUGCUAAGUAUGUAGAUAUUUUGAAUGUUUACAACAGUUUUUAUACGUUAAAGUCCUCCAUCAUGAGUGCUUUGUUUGGGGAAAAAAAGGAAAAGAAAACUGUAUGCUUUGUUUCAGCAUAUUCAUGCUAUUUUGCACUAAAUGUGAAUUUAACUUUGUAACAUCUUUGUGUUACUUCCAGAAAAUUUGUUUUAGUGUAAAAGUUAAAAGCAAAUUUGCACAUAUUUGCAUGUUUCUGUGGCAUACAUUUUCAUUUCCAUUAGUUUUCUCUGUGGCUUUUUUUUUCUUUUGGCCUAUGUUCAUAUUGUAAUAAUGAGGUUUAAUGUUAAUCAUGUUAUCACUAAUGUGCCAGCUUCAACCCUCUUCACAUUUUUCCUGCAUGGAUGUAGGAUCGAAACCAUUUGCAGACACCGAAAUAGAUGUUUGGAUGGUGUUCACAAAUGGCAUUGUAAAUCUUUAUCCUACACCUUUUGUAGCAAAAAGUGUUAUGUGGGAAGCAGCUCUUAAAUAGGAAUGUUAAUCUGUUCCUAACCACACAAGUGUACUCACUAAAGGCAUUUAGAUGCCAUUGUAGAGAUAGUUGUUGACCAAAUUAUAGUGUAAAAUGUCUGAAUUAUGCCAGUACACUAGAUUAAGAUAGCAUAAAGGGACAAUCCAUUGGGAACACCGUGUUACGAAUGGCAGCGCUACUUACGUUCAUUCGAGUGAGUUCUUGGGCAGGUUCCUGUGGACUUUACCCUUUUGUAUCUAAAUGAGAUUGGUAAAAUGUGUGUUUUAUUUUGAAACCUGGUUAGAUACAUAUGUGCAAUAAAGUGACUAUUUUGCACUUCGCUAUCCCCUCAAGGCCUAAUAAAUUAAGGUGGGAAUCACUUGAUCUACAAGAUCAUUUAGAAGUGGAUUAUGGGAAUGCUAGUGUUUUACAAUCAUUUCUUUGCAGAAUUUCUUUGCGGAAGGCCACUUGUAGUCCCAUUUUUCAGACCAGGAAAUCUAUGCUGAGAAAAAGUGACUUGCUGAAAGUCACUCAAUAAGGUCUAUUUUUUAAUGUAAGAUUUCAGAUCAAGGUACUCCAGCUGCAUCCUCAUAACAGAUUAAUAUACUGAGAAAGAAAUACUUGGUCACAUGACCAUGAAGCGAUUCAGUGCAUCAGAACAUAGUUUUUGUGGCCAGUAUUGCAGAUCCUGAAGCACAAUCUAUAAUGCCAUGAAAUAAAAAUUAGGAAAUGCCUAUAGCUCUUAAGUAGCAUUUUUUUAUUGAACAUUCCUUAAAAGUUAAGCACAGAAGAGGCUUAAACUAUAAUUUGGUGAAUUUUUAGUACCAACCCCCAAAUGCCAAACGGUUGUCAUCACUGUCAGCUCAGUGAAGUAGGUUAUGCAGCAUUUCACUUUACAUGCUAACUUUUUCUGAGAUGAAUUUUCAACAUCCUGUUGGAAAAGGAGUGUCAUUCAUACAGUUGUCCCUUCCUGUUUGGAGUUUUGACUUUUGGAACUUUGGUUAUUCAUGGAUUUCACUAGUUCUCUAGUUCCUCCAAUGCAAUUAUGUAGUCAGCUUCCAAUAUAGACUCAUGCAGGAAGACUUAAGAGAUUCCUGGAGAAAUUCCUCUCAGGUUACAAAGAAAAACCCCAGUAAAUUCAUUAUUUGCAAUUUUUCACUUCCAUGGGGGUCCUAUGCCCCUAACACCAGUGAAUGUGGAGAGCUGGCUAUGUUGUGUAAUGACGACUGGCACACUGUUAAUGACAGAUGCAUAUAUAAAUCCCUAUUUGGAACAGAGAGCUGUUCUCUCACCUUGGUACUCCAUCAAAAACCUCCCAUAACAGGCACAAGUCAAGUCCUGCAAAGAGCUGGUGCUGCUGCUGCUCCUCCUCCUUCUCCUUCUUGUCAGAAGGAAUGAGACACAGGAGGGGAGACAAUUCAGACCAAGAAGAUUCAGUUGCUUGAGAUCCUGGGGGGGAAUGAAAAAAAUUGCGCACUCUUGCCCUCAUUUCUUAUCCCCACCAGUUGAGAUCAACAGCUUCAGUAUGUCUGAAAUGCCUUUCUCUUCCCCCACCAUAAGCGACAGCCGCAGAAUUCCGCAGUGGGGGUUGAUAACUACUGGGUAGCAGUAGUACAUAAAACUUCAUGUCCAAAGCUAUAAACACACACAGGAUCCCAGCCAAGGUGUCUAGCAUUUGGUUCACUGACUUAUGUGUACCGACUGGACUUAUUAACUAUUUACGUUUUCUAAUGGAUUUGUGCAACAUUCAUGCCAGAAAAAGCUUAAGAUUCAGAUCUUUCUAAGCAAUUAAAAACACGUAAGCUAUAAAUCGGAUGUGGGCAAAGUACAGUUGAAUAGCAUCUCUCAGCUGCCCUUCCCUGCAUAGCCAUUGGUGAGGUAUGCUAGAACAACAUCUGGAGGACCACAAAAUCCCCACCCCUGCUUUUCAGGAAUACAAGAUAUAUUUGGAUUUGCCCUGCGUUGGCUGUGCCUGGCUGAGGCUGAUAGGGAGUUGCUCUUCAAAACAGUAGGAAGGCAACCAGUUGAGGAAGACUGUCUUAGAUUGUUCUUAACCAGUACUGUGAAAUACAAAUUUUGGAAAACUUCUGCAGUUGUAGUCUUUAAAGGUGGAGGCUUUCCUAAGAUGGUACACAAAUGGCCAGGAAUGUGUUGUUUCUUCCCUUACUUGUCAUAGACAAGCAGUGUGCUUCCCUCCACUAUGGUCUUUCGAUACACUACUUCCAAUUCUGGAUUAGAUCCAGAUCUGCCAAUGACCAUAAAGUGAAAAGAUAUACCUUUAUAAACAUGGGAAGACUCAAAAAAAGUUGUGAAAUUUUACAACCUGUUUUGAGAUAGGGAGGCAUGCUGUGACAGAAUGUGAGAAUUUUGUUGUGUGGCUAUUCAGUUACUAAUAACUUUUGUUUGUAGAUACAGUACUUAACAAUAUGAUCUGUUGAAUACAUCUGUGAGUAUUUUGCACUUUUGAGUUCCAUGUAUUUCUGCACUUGUUUUUAAAAAGGAUAUCAUGACUACCAAAGGUGAAUUUAUGGUGGUGUUAAUCUAGACAUUAUUUUCAGUGUAAGUAUGCUCUUAGCCAUAGGCUAUUAUAUAAUUUGUCACAUGUCUAGUUUCCCCCAUAGUCAACAUACUAAUAACAUGCAUAAUGGUUCUCUGUAGUUGCCCCUCCCUGUUUUUAUACUAUAUAACUAUUUUUGUGGCCUGUUUUUCUCAAUAGCACUUAAAAUGUAUAAAUCUCAAUUUAGAGUUUAUAUUUGAAGCCUAUUUUAGCCUCUAAUCAUUAUAUUUGGCUAUCAUACCCACUGUAAGUUCACUUAAAAUAUAAAUUUGACUAUUUGAGAAACUAAUAGAAGCUCUUUUUAUUUGCUUUUGUAAAAUAUGUGUGUAACAUCUUGUAUACAUCUGAAUCCAUCAUGUAGUAAUGUCAGGGAAUAAUAGACUUAGUAUGAAAGUUAUAACUAGAAGUCCAUGCUAUUUAUGAGAUACUGCAUCACUUCAAUUUAAGGAAUUUUGUGACUAUGGGUAUCUAGCUAUAUGAACAAGAAACUGGCCUAAUUGAGAUGAUAUUGCAACUUGAAAGCCAAUGUGAAAUAUCUUUGCCUUGCUUAGUGAUUGUGCUCCUAUCUUUGUGAUCUAAGCAUUCCAGGAAGCCUGUACUUAACCAUGUCCUGUUUCAGAAAGCAAUUGCCUAUAUCCAAUUCUUAGUCCCAAACAGAGUAGGCUCAGUCAAUCAAUGGCAACUUGAGUUGUUGUUAUUCACCAGGUCCACAUUAGUUAGGAUUAACAUUUAGAGAUAGACAGAUGGUUAGAAAAAGUGAAUCUAGCUAUGCUUUGCAUUUGUUUUAACAUGAAUUGGAACUUUCCUGGUCUGAUUACUGGGGCAGCAAAGCAGAGGAGGCUAAUUCACAUCUUGUCUUAUUAAGAUGGGGUAUAAUAAUCCGAACAGCCAUUGUGAUGUAUAAUUUAUAGCAAUAUUUGAGCAUAAUUUUCAAGCAGAGCACAUUGGUAAGCCAUUGACUUUAACAAAAACUGGAACGUGGGGAUAAGUAAAGCCAGAUCAUGAUUGUUUUAUCACUUGUGACUGAUGUGUUUUCUUCACAGAAAUCCAAUAUUUUGUACAACAAAAGUAGCAUUGUUUGUAAUAAUAAAGUGAUUUGUCCUA